Messenger RNA from Lingula anatina, 546 nucleotides. RefSeq names its product sarcoplasmic calcium-binding protein-like. Lineage: Eukaryota; Metazoa; Brachiopoda; Lingulata; Lingulida; Lingulidae. Gene Ontology annotation, molecular function: calcium ion binding. The record is from RefSeq and is a predicted model, not a curated record.
AUGUCUGACCACGCUCCACUGCCGGAAUUUUGGGUGCGAAAAAUACGCUCCUUUUUCGUUCUCUUUGAUCGCGAUCUGGACGGAAUCGUCCGAAAAGAAGACUACUUGGACUGGGUGCUGGAACGAACCAAGUCAUUUCUGGCAAAGGACAAACAGGAGAAAUACAAAGAAUAUUGGAACGCAGCGUGGAACGAGUUUUGGGGAGGACCAGAAGGGAAAGUUUCUGUCACUUUCGAGGAAAUGAUGCAAUCUCACGCGCGCACAUUUAGAGACCCAAAAUUCGCCGAAACCUGCAAGAAUUGGUUUAACUUGACCUUUGACGGCGCGGAUGCAAACAGCGACGAGUUUAUCACCCUUCAGGAAUACUCUGACUUCCUGAAGUGCUACGGCGUCCAUCCUCUAUCGGUGACGCCAUCUUUCCAGGCGCUGGACACAAAUCACGACGGUUUGAUUAGCAGAGAAGAUUUUACGAAUGCUGGGAGAGAUUAUUUUGUUACAACAGAUGAUAACCCGUCAAAACUCUUCUGGGGACCUUUCCUCUGCUAA